Bacidia gigantensis is the source of this 2340-nucleotide messenger RNA. RefSeq lists its product as uncharacterized. Gene Ontology annotation, molecular function: phosphatidylinositol deacylase activity. The transcript is spliced from 2 exons. Gene Ontology annotation, biological process: GPI anchor metabolic process; endoplasmic reticulum to Golgi vesicle-mediated transport. The coding region runs from base 1 to 2340 and encodes 779 amino acids. NCBI's taxonomy places the organism in Eukaryota, Fungi, Ascomycota, Lecanoromycetes, Lecanorales, Ramalinaceae. Gene Ontology annotation, cellular component: endoplasmic reticulum. The record is from RefSeq and is a predicted model, not a curated record.
AUGCCCCCAAGGUCGACGGGGCCUUCAAAGGAUGGUGCACGACGAGGAAGUGCCUGGCAAGUCCCCAAUGCGGACGACGGGGGGUCUGCAUCGGAGCAGAAGGUGACCAGAAAGUCAGACAAUUUGGACAGGCGAAAAUUCAAGAGAGCAUAUGAUUUCACACCCUCUCCACCCAAUGGAUCGCGUUCUCCUACAUCACGCGCCCAGGAUACAACCCAGAACCCUCUUUUGCUCCCUGAACAGCAUGGUAAUAACAAGAUGGGCCACAACUGGAAUUGGAGACGAUGGCGGCCUCGAAGUCCGUGGUCGAUCUCGCCGUCUAUCCUUUUGACGACCGCUCUUGCGAUCAUCCUACUCCUGACAAUCGUUCAUGCAUUCAUUACGCGGCAAUUGGACCCUAAAGGAUGCGACAUGUGCUGGUCACGGCCGAUGUACAUAAAGUUCAAUGAUUUUGAUACCGAGCAUACACGUUUUGCAAGCAAAUACUCUUUGUAUAUGAUCAAAGAAGGGAUAAUUGACGAAGACUCAAAGGCUCGAUGUCUGGAAUUUGCGGCUGCCGAUUAUUACAAUACUGUGGUACAGAAAGACCCUGAGAUGUUGAGGAAAGGUGCCGCAAGCCUUGACUUCUUCACCGUAGACUUUAACGAGGACUUUUCCGCUUUCCAUGGCCAGACUCUCCUUGAUCAGGCAGAAUUCGUCAAUGAUGCAGUUGCAUACAUUCUAUCCUUAUAUCACGAUCCUCGGCGAGCACAACGAGACAAUAGUCUGCCAGAUCCCAACUCAGUCAUAUUGAUAGGGCAUUCAAUGGGGGGCAUCGUCGCCAGGACGAUGCUCAUCAUGCCAAAUUACCAGUCGAACUCAAUCAACACCAUUAUCACCAUGUCAGCACCUCACGCACGGGCGCCUGUCUCCGUGGAUAAAGGGCUUGUCCACGUUUACGACAGAAUUAACGAAUACUGGCGGAAUGCGUACCUCCAAACGUGGGCUAAUGACAACCCUUUGUGGCAUCUUACCCUUCUUUCCAUUGCGGGCGGUGGCCUGGAUACUGUUGUACCUUCUGAUUACUCCAGCCUCGAAUCUUUGGUACCGACUACUCAUGGUUUUACAGUCUUCACCUCAGGCAUUCCUAAUGUUUGGACUGGUGCAGAUCAUAUCCAAACUACAUGGUGCGCCCAAUUGACGGGUGUUAUCAUGAAAUCGGUGUAUGAAACUGUCGACGUACGCCGUCCUGGACAGACGAAACCGCGGUCCGAGAGGAUGCGAAUUUUCCGACGUCAUUACCUGACUGGAAUGGAACAUGUUGUGGAAAGUUCUCUCCCUCAGCAAGACGCAUCGACAUGGAUACCCAUGAAUGACGACUCGAAUACUAUACUGGAAGAAGGGAGAAGACUACUGCUCCGGACUCUAGCCCAUGACGAGAAGCUGAAAACUUAUCUAAUCCCAGUUCCAUCUUCACAUUCGCCCAAUACCAGUCAAUUGACGCUUCUCUCAAAUCAACCGCUACAGGACGAGAAUACUUUGCUCGAGGUGCUCGUUUGCAGUGUGUCAGCAGCUCAAGAAAGACCGUCUUUAAGCUUGCUUUCUACGAGUGUGGAGCUCCCUGCACAAAGCCCCGGAUCCAGGCGCCUCUCUUGUAGAAGUGCACAUAGCGACAUUGUUAAAUUGCCUGCAUCGACUCCAUUUUCCGACCACGCGUUCGAUAAAACAGAGCCGUUCUCAUAUUUACAAUUCGAAACCUCUGACUUAGCAGAACAUGAGUUCGUUGUUGUCGUUGACAAAGCUAUCGGACCUCAGAAGGGAUGGCUCUUGGCCGAGUUCAGUCAUCACCACCAGUCGGUCAUUGCUGCUAGUGUAGGACUUCGACGCCUACUAGGCUUCGGAUUGCAUCUGAAGCUUCCAGCUGUCAGGCCGAUGGUCACUCUAAUCAAGGUGCCGGCGCUAUAUUCUAGUCUUUUGGGCUUCAAGCUGCACCUUGGACCUCAGACAUGCGGCGAUGAGGCUGAGCUUUUUACACCUUUGCUCCGACAAUACGUCGAAAACCCCUACGAAUCGAAAUACUUUGUCAAUCUUAAGAGCGCUAAUGUCAGCCUUCACGGCAGUGCACCAUUCAUGCCACCUCCCCUACGUCCUCAAGGAGCAGUGAAGGGCAUUAAUCUGCAGAUCUGGUCAGACCCAACGUGCAAUUCUUCCAUUGAUGUUUCAUUGAAGCUUGAUGUCGCGGGAAGUAUGGGCAAGCUCGUAAUGCGAUAUCGGCUUGUCUUUGCUGCGUUCCCUCUCCUUGUGGUCGCAUUGGUCUUACAAAAGCAAUUUAGCACGCACGAUGAGACCGGUAAGCGAUGA